GAACAUGGCGGCUGUCGUUGCAACAGCCGCUAUGACGAUUCAAAAGAAUUCGCAGAUUUUAGUAAAUGUUGAGGAAGCUCUUGAAGAUUUAUUAGUUGUGUCAUAUUGCUCGGAAGAUAAAAAAUUCCAAGGUGUACUUUUGGACUCAAACAAGGGUAAUUUACCAUUUGGAGUGUACAGUCUUCAUCCAGCUUUCUCGAAACAGGCUGAAAAUGCAGACACUAAGGAUGAUAAACUACAUUCCGCUAGUCAAAGGUUCACAUAUCAAGAGCCCCAAUAUGCAGUGGAAGGCCUCCAAAAAACAAAAAAGACAACUACAAAGGCGAAACCGCAGCCUCGACAAAAGAUGACAGUGAGAUUGAGGCCUAGGAAAGUGUUGUGUUCCAAUUGCCAGGGCAUUUGCAAUGAAAACAGCGAAAAUGUGGACGUGUCCAAGAAACGCAAAUUAGAUUCGGAUGACGAUACGCCCAAUGACGGAUCUGAGUCAUCGAAGCUCGAGAAAAAGUAUCUUAUGGGUAGAAUGCUGAUUCCUAAGCUAGCCAGACUGCAGCCGAGUGAGAUUUCAAGUGCUAUAAAAUCCAAAAGUGUUUCAAAACCGAUUGACAAAAGUAAAAGUGCGAAAAGUUCUAAAACGUGUGAUGAUACUGAAAAAGCAACUAGGGAGCUCGCUUUUGUCAAUGUAUCGGACAAUAGUGAUUUAUGUGGCAAGGAAGACUUUAAGGACAGUGACAAUUCGUUCAGUAAUCUAUUUUCAAAUGCGCGAACACUCAAAAUAUGUUUCGGCGAGGGUGAAGGUACGGUUGUUAAAAUACCUCCUUUAACCGGUGAUUUUAACGAAGACUCCGGUGUGUCCUGUGAUAUGACUAAAUCUGUAAAACCUGACUCUAAAGCAGAGAAAAAAGCAUUAAAAAAAGCUAAGAAGCAAGCUAGAAAAAACAAUAUUGAAAAAACUGUUGAUAUCUGGAUAGGUCAGUCUCCAAAGCAUUUAGGAGCAUUAUCACCUCGCAACAACUUAUCAAAAAACUGCCCAACUGUUGAUUUACUAGAAAAGAAGCAUAAACAUAAGGUAAAGCACAAAAAGAAGCAUAAAUUACAGAAGCAGCGUGACGAAAACACUUCUAAAUGUGAAAGCGAUGUUGAAUAUUUUGGGCAUAUUAAAAACGAUUGUCUAAAGCAGAAACUGUCAAUCAGUCUGCGUAGAUUAAGCAGUAACUCAUAUGAGCGUAGACAAGAAGACGAUUGUUCUGACGAAGGAGAGGCUGAGACAGUGCCAGAUUUCCCUGCAAGCAGCACAGAGGGUGUCUGUGGUAGAUUACUGAGGGUUUCACCUGGUGACAUCGUUUGGGGGAAGGUGGUGGGGUUUCCUUGGUGGCCAGGCAGAGUGUUGAGUGUGACACCAUCUUCUAGAGCCCAUGUGGCAUGGUAUGCUUCUACCACAUCAUCCCUCAUGCCAUGCGACAGUUUGAGUCCUUUCCUAGAAGACUAUAAGAUACGCUUCAACAAAAAGAAAAGAGGUCCAUACAAGGAGGCUGUGAAACAAGCAACGAUCGAGGCGAAGAGUAUACAAUCUCACACAGAUCCAUUAGGGAGCCCAACCCAGGCCAACUUGGCUACCAUGUCGCCACGUCCCAUUGAUGUGUUCUCAUAAUCACACACUUGUGAUUGAAGGGUGAGGUAUACUGCCGAUACAGACUGGAAAAAGAUAGACGAAACUAUGGGCGCUGGAAUGGGAUGCUAGUUUCUUUUGCAAAACUGAAGAUGGAAAAAAUGAAAAAGUGAAGAAAUGAAGAAAAAAUUUAGGCUUACUUCGCUCGCGCUCAUCGCUAUGGGUGUUCAUCACCUCAUAUUUUUUUGAAUAACUAAACAUGCUUAAAACAUGUAGGUACUUAAUUCUUUAAAAAAAACAUUAAUAAUGAUAACAGAGCAACACUAUGCAAAUUACUUAUUGUACAGGUUUCAUAUACUGGCGUACCAGUUAACGUCUAUCUUUUUCAUUUAGUCUGAGACUGCCGAAUUUAAAAAAAAUGUGAUAUUUCUGUCUGCACAAAACUCAUUGACCAUUAGUUUUAAGGUUACUAUUAAUUAAUCAGCAUUUGUGAAUAUUAUAUAAGUUAGGGUAGAAACAUACUAAACACGCAAUACGACAAUGUGAUCCAUCUCAUCACUUUUCAAUGAUUAUUGAAUAAAAUCUCUAUAAACAUAGGACACCAUGUUAACGUUGGUGUAAUGCUUUGUAUUAAUUCGCGUUGCGUGUUAGAAGUCGGUUCCGUCUUUAUGUGCUGUAUGUGUUGCACCAAACAUGUACGUUCUCAGUAAAGCUGUUCACACAUCUAUGUAUGGGGCGUGCUUACGGUGCGUGCU
Messenger RNA from Maniola jurtina (meadow brown), 2361 nucleotides. RefSeq names its product PWWP domain-containing protein 2A-like. Lineage: Eukaryota; Metazoa; Arthropoda; Insecta; Lepidoptera; Nymphalidae. The record is from RefSeq and is a predicted model, not a curated record. The transcript is spliced from 4 exons. Bases 5 to 1648 code for a protein of 547 amino acids. Gene Ontology annotation, molecular function: chromatin binding. Gene Ontology annotation, cellular component: nucleus; chromocenter.